Molecule: messenger RNA, 717 nt
Organism: Fundulus heteroclitus (mummichog)
Lineage: Eukaryota; Metazoa; Chordata; Actinopteri; Cyprinodontiformes; Fundulidae
Product: sperm-associated antigen 16 protein
Exons: 1
Coding region: 15-695 (226 amino acids)
Source: RefSeq, a predicted model, not a curated record
GUUCAGAAGUGAGGAUGGACUCUUCUCCUGACAGAGGUCAAAAACAGCAACACGACGGGUCUACAGAUGGUCGCGAUAGCUUUGAAUUUGGGGACGAUGUAUUGAAAGAUGAAUGGAGCCUUGGAGAUGACGACGACGACGAAGAAGAAGACUUAAAGGCGAUGGUGGAAACCAUCCGGGACAAGGUUGAGCUGUCGGCACCCAGCAGCGCUCACAGACAGCUUUCAAUGCUGGAUUUUUUACGUAGUUUCCUUUCCCAACGCAACAUGACGGGGACGUUGGAGUGUUUCGAAACUGAAUGGGUCGAGCUGGGGCAGACGGGGGAGGUGGACCCGAGGUGGGCCGACCCGGUCCCGGAAGUGUACACCGAAAACCAGCGGUUGGCCGGAGAGCUGAAAAAUGCCGAGCGCGAGAAGGAGGAGUACAGGCGCGCGGCCUCCGCUGCAGCCGGAGCCCUGGAGAGGGUCCGGAGAGCCAGAGACGCCCACCGGCUGCAGCACCUACGGGUGGUGCAGGACAAGAACAGACUGAUCGAGGAAAUAAAAAGGCUGAAAGCGCAGUGUGACAGCUGCCAGGCUGCAGUGAAGAGGAUGAGUGAAAAAUACCAGGCGGUGUCGAAGCAGGUCCUGCAGGCGGUGAAGCAGCAGGGGGACGUCUCCUUAUCUCAGACCGUCCAUGAAAGCAAUGCUCAUUGAAAUAAAUGUGACUUCAUAAUGA